Molecule: messenger RNA, 1241 nt
Organism: Cyprinodon variegatus (sheepshead minnow)
Lineage: Eukaryota; Metazoa; Chordata; Actinopteri; Cyprinodontiformes; Cyprinodontidae
Product: gap junction alpha-3 protein-like
Exons: 2
Coding region: 129-929 (266 amino acids)
Biological process (GO): cell communication
Cellular component (GO): connexin complex
Source: RefSeq, a predicted model, not a curated record
UAUAUUUGUAGAGAUGUUGGAGAACCAUUUGUCCUUUUCCUCUCACUUCAGAGCCACUGUCAUGUUUUAGUAGAGCUGUUACUUAAAAGUUCUGUGGUGUAAACCGCAAGGCAGAAAUUAUAACAACAAUGGGAGGAGGAGACUUUGGCAAGUUAUCAGACCUGCUGGAGACGGCUCAAAAGCAUUCUACCACUGUUGGUAAAGUCUGGCUCACCGUGCUGUUUGUCUUCCGCAUCUUUGUCCUGGUAACAGCUGCUAAAGAAGUGUGGGGUGACGAGCAGUCCAAUUUCUUAUGUGACACUAACCAACCAGGCUGUCAACUUGUUUGUUACGAUAAGACCUUCCCAAUUUCUCAUGUCCGCUUCUGGGUGAUGCAAAUAAUUUUUGUCUCCACACCAACACUUAUCUACCUGGGGUUGGCUCUCCACAAAAAACGCAUCAAUGAGAAGAAAGAAAUAAAAAAAUCAAAUCAAAGCAUCAAUAAGAAAAAAAAGAAAAGCAAAAGAGAUCAAGAUCAGAGCAUCAAUGAGAAUAAUCAAGGAGAUAGCACCACAGAAGAUCUAAAGAGUAAAAGUAAAAAAGAAGAAGUACAGGAACUGCCACUGGAAGGUGGUGUCCUGAAAGCGUACGUCUUCAACAUUAUUUUCAAGAUUCUGUUUGAAGUGGCCUUUCUUGUAGCUCACUACUUCCUGUAUGGAUUUGGCUUGGAUCCGAUGUACAGCUGUGAACGCUGGCCCUGCCUCACCAAAGUGCUCUGCUAUGUGUCCCGACCCACGGAGAAAACAGUCUUCAUCAUCUUCAUGCUUGUUACUGCUCUAGUGUCUCUGCUACUCAACGUAGUGGAGGGGUUUCAUCUAUUAUGCAAGAAAGCAAAGCAGCAAAAGAAGAGCAUUCAGGGAAAUAGAAAUGAGAAGGAUGGUGUGGUUUAGGCCUAUAGACUCUAUAGCAAACAUAAUGAACACUUAUUCACUUAGGAACAAUAGUUCAGUGUUGUUAUUAGUUCUUACCUGUUCCUUUAAUGUAACAUAUUUUCCCUGCUAUACGUGCUCCUCAUUUCUACUUGGAUUGUUGUCAGUUUAUGGCUAGUCUGCAACUUCCUGUUUAACUUCAUUCCUGUCUGUAAGCUUUUGACAAUUAUAUAUUUUUUUUAUUCUUCUACUCACCUCCUACCCACUGAGCAACUCACCAACGGUCCAAGGACUCACUAAGUGGAGACUGAACUACCUACAAAACCAACCCAC